Messenger RNA from Mandrillus leucophaeus (drill), 840 nucleotides. Its product is annotated as cytochrome b-c1 complex subunit 9. The record is from RefSeq and is a predicted model, not a curated record. NCBI's taxonomy places the organism in Eukaryota, Metazoa, Chordata, Mammalia, Primates, Cercopithecidae. The coding region runs from base 294 to 482 and encodes 62 amino acids. Gene Ontology annotation, biological process: mitochondrial electron transport, ubiquinol to cytochrome c. The transcript has a single exon.
GCGCGAGGGCUUCUGGGAGUUGUAGUUUAACAUAUUCAAACAACCAGGAAUUCUGGAGAGGAAAAAUUGGGUAAUAAAUUUUAUCAGAUUGUUUGGGUUGUCCUGAUAUGGAUCUUAUGAGAUUUUUUUUUCUCAGGCCCAGGACCGCCGUACCUCUGUGGUUCAAAACACCCAAAGCCGAGAUUCAGAGGUACUACAAAUCCCAUAAAGUGUUGCACGUCUAGGGCCUUUGGAGAACGAGGUCGGCCCCGGCGCAGGCGCGGUGGCGGGAGUUGGACCGUGAAAAAAGAAACAUGGCGGCCGCGACGUUUACUUCGAAAUUGUACUCCCUGCUGUUUCGCAGGACCUCCACCUUCGCCCUCACCAUCGUCGUGGGCGUCGUAUUCUUCGAGCGCGCCUUCGAUCAAGGCGCGGACGCGAUCUACGACCACAUCAACGAGGGGGUGAGGGCCUGUGCCAUCCUUGACCUUGGACCUGCCUGAGGGGUGACAGUGGAGUAGAGGUGGGACGGGACUCAGUAACCUUUACCAGGAAAGGGGUAAGGGGUAAACCGUCGGCGUCUUCUGUCUCGAGUCCGCCGUCUGUCCCCUUGGCUUGAUGUGAAUUAUAAAACGUUAAGCGAGGUUAAUAUAUGUCACUUUACAGGGGUUGUAAGUAUCGCUGUGUGCCACCCCACAUACCCACUUGUCCAUUAUCAGAAGCAAAAACUAAAGGCUAGUGAGAGCAAAGGACUUACUACGUGCACAGGAAGCCAGGGGCAAGUCAGGGCCAGAAACGGGACCCCUGUCUCUCAGGGUUUCAAGGGCAGAUUUGAGCAGGCGACGGUCGUGAAAAGGACAU